Messenger RNA from Meleagris gallopavo (turkey), 5856 nucleotides. NCBI's taxonomy places the organism in Eukaryota, Metazoa, Chordata, Aves, Galliformes, Phasianidae. The record is from RefSeq and is a predicted model, not a curated record.
GUUUAGACCAAGUGGAGGAUCCAGCUGGCCGUAGCAGCCAUGUAGGACCCUUCAGGAACCUGAUGGAAAGAAAAAGACUCAGGAAAGUAAAACAAGGGGAGGAAGGCAACAGACACAAAGCAGAAAAGACUGAUUUGGAUUCUUCGGCAGAUAUGAGGGAUUCUAAAGAGGGUCAUAAAGAAGAAGAUGAAAAGCCUUCUGUUUCUGCUGUACUGUCCCUGGAACAAACAGCUGUGAUUCAGGAGAUGGUUAAUCAAGAUGUGCUUCCAAAGCUGAUGAUUCCCAGUCCUGCCAGUGAACUGCAAAUAGUGACCGAAGAGAAACAAGAAGAAGCAAUAAACUGUGCAUCAGAUGAUUUAGAUGAGGAUGAAGAAGAAGAGGAUGAAGAAGAGGAAGAAGAGGAGAUGGAAGAUACCAAUAUGCCUAAAGAAAAUGCUGAAAUGCCUUUGAUAUGUGAAGAAAAGUUAGACUCUAUGGAAGAGCAAAAGAGCACGUCAGAGGAAUCUCCAGAAAGCUCUCCAAAGAAACUUGUGGUGAAAAUUCCAAAAGCAAGAGGUGAAUCAAAUGGUGAUGUUCAGGAAACAUUCAUGUUUCCUUGUCAACAUUGUGAGAGGAAGUUUACAACAAAGCAAGGACUUGAACGCCACAUGCACAUUCAUAUAUCUACUGUUAACCACGCUUUCAAAUGUCGAUACUGUGGGAAAGCCUUUGGUACUCAAAUUAACAGACGAAGGCAUGAACGGCGCCAUGAGGCAGCCAAAAAGGAACCAUUCUUAACACUAACAUCAUCACAGCACUUGGAUAAUGUCGCUGAUAACCAAGUAAUUGUGAGUGAUGGUCUUAAAGAUGACUUGAACGUUUCCAAUCUUGUACAAGACUCCGUUGUCUUGGAUUCUGAGAAAGUCUCCCAGGAAAUGUCCCACUCUGCUUUCGCUGAGGAAAAUAAGGAGCCCAAAGAAUUGCAUCCAUGCAAAUACUGCAAAAAGGUUUUUGGAACUCACACCAACAUGCGGAGACAUCAGCGCAGGGUUCACGAGCGUCAUCUUAUUCCCAAAGGUGUCAGGAGAAAAGGAUACUUUCAUGAAGAGCCACCACUUCAAACUGAGCAGGCCCCACCAGUGCAGAGUGUAUAUAUAGCAAGUACUGAAAUAGAAGAGGAAGGUGAAAUAGAUGAUGUCUACAUUAUGGAUAUUUCCAGCAAUAUUUCUGAAAACUUAAAUUAUUACAUUGAUGGUAAAAUUCAGUCCAACAGCAGCACUAGUAAUUGCGAUGUGAUUCAGAUGGAGUCCAACUCUGCAGACUUGUAUGGACUAAAUUGUAUCAUCAGUCCAGUCACAGUGGAAAUUUCCUCAAAUAUAAAGAUUACACAAACACAGGUGAAUGAACCUCCUAAGGAGCCUUCUGGCAGCGGGAGCAAUGAAUCCAAAAAGAGGAGAACUGCCAGCCCUCCUCUUGUACCAAAAAUAAAAACUGAAAUAGAACCAGAACCUAUAACUCCUACUAGUUCUUUAAAUCUUCCACUUAGCAUUUCAACAGAGAGCUUACCUUUCCAUAAAGACAAAAGCGUUUAUUUGUCAUCAAAACUAAAACAGCUUCUUCAGACGCAGGACAGUAAGAAGAUAACUCCAUCAAGUGAAAUCCCUAAACUGGGACCUUCUGUUGCAUCAUCAUCUAUUUUGCCUCCAGCGUCCAGUAGAUUUAAAAGAAGGACCAGCUCUCCUCCCAGUUCUCCACAGCACAGUCCAGUACUUCGAGAUUUUGUCAAAUCAGGUGAGGGAAAAACUGUGUGGAAUGAUAAUCUUCGGAGUUCAAAAAUGCCAAAGUUAGAAAGCCACAGCAACUCUCCUGCUUGGAGCCUAACUGGAAGAGAGGAGAGGGAGACUGUGAGCCCUCUUUGCUUCGAAGACUUCAAAACAUCAAAAGACUGGACAGUGGCUCCAACCUUUGGCAAUGUAUGCAACCAGCAGCCCCUGGAUUUGUCUAGCGGUGUAAAACAAAGGUCUGAUAUCAAAAAUAAGCAUCAGGUUCCUUGGGAAUCUGUAUUAGAUUUAAGUGUGCACAAGAAGCCUUGUGAUGCCGAAAUUCGGGAAUACAAAGAAAAUUCCAUUCAACCAACCUGCAGUGGUGUAAAAAAGAAGAAACCGACCACUUGCAUGUUACAGAAGGUUCUGCUGAACGAGUAUAAUGGAAUGGAUGCAGCCACAGACAGCACACCCAGUGUGAACAGAAGCCCGAGCCCAAGCAAAUCCCUGGAAUCUCAGGCAGAACCAGACACAGACCCCAGUCUGUCUGCAUCGUCUUCCGUUGACACUCAGCCCCUAAGUUCCUCUGUUUCCCUUGUGCCACAUGCAUCUGUCGUACCUUCCAUGUGUCAGCUGCCUCCUUUGUUAACACCAACUAAUCCUCCUUCCCCACCACCCUGCCCGCCUGUGCUAACAGUUGCUACAUCACCUCCUCCCCUUCUUCCAACAAUGCCUUUAUCAACUCCAGAUGUCUCUGCUAGUGCCACUAACACUUCCUCUUGUCCAUCGCCACUUUCAAACACUACUACCCAGUCUCCACUACCAGUUCUUUCACCUACAGUUUCUCCUUCUCCAUCUCCCGUUCCUUCCGUUGAACCGCUCAUCUCUGCUGCUUCACCUGGUCCUCCCACUCUCUCUUCUUCCUCUUCUUCGUCUUCCUCAUCCUCCUCCUUCUCUUCCUCCUCCUCCUCCUCAUCUCCAUCUCCUCCUCCCCUUUCGGUGGUUUCUUCCGUUAUUUCUUCUGCUGAUAACCUUGAAAAUACUCUUCCAAUGAUAAAACAGGAGGAAACUGAAAAUGAGCAGAAGGCCAGAGAAGAUCCUCGUGCUGCAAGUGAAUCGGGAGUAGUGCAGGAAACAUUCAAUAAAAGCUUUGUGUGCAAUGUCUGUGAAUCACCUUUUCUUUCUAUUAAGGACCUAACUAAGCAUUUAUCCGUCCAUGCUGAAGAAUGGCCCUUCAAAUGUGAAUUCUGUGUACAGCUUUUUAGGGAUAAAACAGGCUUGUCAGAACAUCGCUUUCUGCUUCACGGAGUAGGAAAUAUCUUUGCUUGCUCAGUCUGUAAAAAGGAAUUUGCUUUUUUGUGCAAUUUGCAACAGCAUCAGCGAGAUCUCCAUCCAGACAAAGUGUGCACACAUCAUGAGUUCGAAAGCGGGACUUUGAGACCCCAGAACUUUACUGACCCCAGUAAGGCCAACAUAGAGCACAUGCAGAGCCUGUCAGAAGACUCUUUAGAACUUUCUAAAGAGGAGGAAGAAGAUGAAGAUCUAAAUGAUUCUUCUGAAGAGCUUUAUACUACUAUAAAAAUAAUGGCUUCUGGGGUAAAAUCUAAAGAUCCAGAUGUUCGUAUGGGCCUCAAUCAACACUACCCAAGCUUUAAACCACCUCCAUUUCAGUAUCACCAUCGAAAUCCUAUGGGUAUUGGCGUUACUGCAACAAACUUCACUACCCACAAUAUUCCACAGACUUUCACUACUGCCAUCCGAUGCACAAAAUGUGGGAAAAGUGUGGAUAACAUGCCUGAGUUACACAAACACAUAUUGGCCUGUGCAUCUGCCAGUGACAAAAAGCGAUACACGCCCAAAAAAAAUCCAGUGCCACUGAAACAGACAGUGCAGCCUAAGAACGGCGUGGUUGUCAUCACUGGUCCUGGAAAGAAUGCCUUCAGACGGAUGGGUCAGCCAAAAAGACUUAAUUUCAAUGUUGAGAUUAGCAAAAUGUCUUCAAAUAAACUAAAAAUAAAUGCAUUGAAAAAAAACCAGCUUGUCCAAAAAGCUAUCCUGCAAAAGAAGAAAUCUGCUCAGCAGAAGGCAGAAUUGAAAAAUAGCCUUUCUGAGUCAGACCCUCACAUCUGCCCCUACUGUAAUAGAGAGUUUACUUACAUUGGAAGUUUGAACAAACAUGCAUCGUAUAGCUGUCCCAAAAAACCCAUCUCCCCAUCCUACCAAAAAAAAUCAUCCAAAAAAGGUGCAAGUUCUUCACCUGCAAACAGCGAAAAAGGCAGCAGCCAGCGCAGAAGAACAGCAGAUGCAGAAAUCAAAAUGCAGAGCAUGCAGCCUCACUUGGGCAAGACAAGAGCACGAACCUCAGGACCUGCACAAAUCCAGCUGCCCUCUGCAUCCUUCAAAUCAAAACAAAACAUUAAAUUUGUACCUCCCAUUCGAUCGAAAAAGCCAAAUCCGUCUUCGUCACUGAGGAACUCUAGUCCUGUGAGAGUGUCCAAAAUGACUCACGUUGAUGGGAAAAAAACUAAGGUGGUAGGUAGGAACACUUCCUCUGGCAUCUCAAGCAAAGCCACCCGGAAAUUGCACGUCAGAAUACAAAGGAGUAAUAAGGCUGUUUUGCCAAGUAGGUCUGCUGUGGCAAGUAAAGAAAAAGCAGACAGAUUCACUGUAAAAUCUAGAGAGAGGAUUGGAGGACCUAUUACACGAAGCUUACAGCAGGCAGCAAAUGCCGAGGCAGCAGAAAACAAAAAAGAUGAAAGCAGUACAAAGCAAGAAUUAAAAGAUUUCAGGAAUAUCCAGUAAAACAAAGCAAAACAAAACAAAAUCUCUUAAUGACAUGGUAGAGCUGGUGCAUGCUCAACUUAGGAUAAGCACUACGAGAAUGGAUGUGAAGUCCACCAAGCUUGUGAAACCAGCUGAAGCUGACUCACAAUCGUAACAUGGCCUGCAGGCUGCUUGCUAACACUCAGUGGUAGAGGCAGGGCUUUGUGCCUGACAUGCGUGCUGGGCUUCAUGGUGAGUCAGAUAAGAGAAGGGUGCUGUUAAAAGCCAAACGGAACCAAAAACAAGAGCAGAAAACACACAGCAGUACCCCAAACAAAAGAAAAACCACACACAAAAGCAUUGAAAGAAAGUGGGAGUAAACUAAACCAAAUCUUUGGCCUUUGAAUGCUGAGAUCCUGGUUUUAUCCAUGCCUUCGUGGAUGACUUAAGAGACGGUUCAGUUCUAAGUUUGGUGAAGCAGAGAUCCCCUGUUCUACCAGCAGUUUGGUAGGUUCAAGGACAACAGUUACUGCUGCACUCUUCUUGUCAUUUAGUAACUGUCAAAACCUUCCUUCUAAAUGAAUCAGUACAGAGGGACCUGGUAGGACAGAAUCUCCUUUUCCCACCUCCUCUCCAUUCUCUACAUCUUUCGGAUGGCCAUCAUAUAAUGGGAAAAAAAGCCUGAGUGAGUUCUCUGUGAGUUUUCCAAAUUCUUAUUUAUACAUGCAAAUGAAACUUUAUAUAGCAGUGAAAUACCAAUACCAAUUUCUAAAUACUAUAUAUAAUGUGUAUCUUUUUAUUGAUAAAAAGGCUAGACCAGGGCUACAUACCUGUAUAUUUUGAAAAUGAAAUAUAUAAUUACUCUAAAAGGUCCUACACCUCUAUCUAAUAACUUAAAACAACAGUUGGUCUAUUGUUCUUACACAGCUUUUUAUGGAAAUACCAUUUCUCACGUUUAUAUAGCUUUCAAGAUUAAUGACUGAGUCGAUGGGAAGUGACUAGUUUCAUUAUACAGCCACCCCUUUUAUUUUUUGUUCUUGACUUAAAAAGUAAUCUACCUCUUAAAAUUUGUAGUUUAAUACUUGUUUGGUGAAUUUGUGCCACUUUAACUUUCACUUUCACUAUCAUUCCCAUUUUGUUACAUUUCUGUUAUGGGGACUUUAUGUUGAAAUAAUGUAUAAAGCAUUUGUAGCAAGUAUAAAAAAAUAAAAUAUUUAAAAUUAUUUAAAUUGUUUUGGACACUUCAAUUGUACUAUAUGUGAUUUACAUUUUACAUUAAUUUUCAUUCUGUUUUCAUCUUGGGCUGUUAAUCUUGGAGCGUGUUCCUGUAUUAAAAGUUUGCUAUUAGUUA